Messenger RNA from Toxotes jaculatrix (banded archerfish), 1292 nucleotides. RefSeq names its product sulfotransferase 2B1-like. The record is from RefSeq and is a predicted model, not a curated record. Gene Ontology annotation, molecular function: sulfotransferase activity. NCBI's taxonomy places the organism in Eukaryota, Metazoa, Chordata, Actinopteri, Toxotidae. The coding region runs from base 71 to 934 and encodes 287 amino acids. Gene Ontology annotation, biological process: sulfation. The transcript is spliced from 6 exons. Gene Ontology annotation, cellular component: cytoplasm.
AGCAGCAGCAAAGGUGAAUGUGCCACAGUUCAGCUGGAGCCGACGGGAGCCAGUCGAGGCGCUCCCAGCUAUGACCGAGGCUGAGUUAUACACGCUGUACAAAGGAGUCUAUCUGCCUUCGAGUCUGCACCCUCCACAGAGCCUGAGAUACUACGAGGAGUUCACUUUUCGCCCAGAUGAUAUUGUCAUUGUAACAUAUCCCAAGUCAGGUACGACUUGGAUGCAGGAGAUUGUUCCUCUGAUCCUGAGUGGAGGAGACCCGUCCUCCGUUGAGACUCUUCCUAACUGGGACCGUGCGCCCUGGCUGGAGGAGCAUCGGGCCUGCAUCCUUAAUCUAGAUGAAAGGCUGUCUCCUCGUGUGUUUUCUACUCACUUCCACUACAACAUGAUGCCUCCAGGCUUCUUUGAAGUAAAGCCAAAGGUCAUCUAUGUCACAAGGAACCCCAAAGAUGUGUUUACAUCUUCCUUUCAUUAUUAUGGGAUGGCCUCCUACCUGGUGAACCCAGGCCCACAGAGCGAGUUCCUCCACAAGUUCCUUGAUGGAAAAGUUAUGUUUGGCUCAUGGUUUGAUCAUGUGAAGGGCUGGCUGAGCGCUGAAGACAGAGGGCACAUCAUGUACAUCUCCUAUGAGGAAAUGAUCAUGGACCUGAAGGACUCUGUGACCAGAAUCUCUCAGUUCUUGGAGAAACCUCUGGACACUGAGGUGAUAGAGAAGAUAGCAGACAGAUGUUUGUUCAAGAACAUGAAGCAGAACGACAUGUCAAACUACUCGAUUGUUCCUUGUGAAUUCAUGGACCAGACAAAGUCUGAAUUUCUCAGAAAAGGAAUCGCUGGAGACUGGAAGAACCAGCUAACAGUGGCAGAAGCAGAGUACUUUGAUGCAGUUUACAAAGACAAAAUGAAAGAUGUCAAAUAUAAAUUUGUGUGGGACUAAAAUAGACUUGAUGAACAUACUUAAUGAAAGUCAUUCCAACAUACCAUGGUGCAGAAACAUCUGUGUGUACAAACCAGCAGUGUUGCCUGAGGAAGUCUUAAUUACUGUAUAAGUAACUGUAUGUCUUAUAUACUAUACUCUUGAAUUAAUCUUUUCAUCUGUCAGUUAACACCAGAUACUUUUACUCAGUUUUCAGUCUUUAAGAAACAUAAGUCCUUAAUCUCAGAUUGCCUAAAACUGUCUCAUUGGUUUGUGUUCGGCCACAUUGAUCUUUGUUUGCAUGUCAUGUAAUAUCACACUCACCUGUACUGAAAUAUACAAAUUACUAAAAAAUAAAUCUGUGUAAAAUAAAUAAAUC